Messenger RNA from Oryzias latipes (Japanese medaka), 3889 nucleotides. RefSeq names its product 3-oxoacyl-ACP synthase, mitochondrial (gene oxsm). Lineage: Eukaryota; Metazoa; Chordata; Actinopteri; Beloniformes; Adrianichthyidae. The record is from RefSeq and is a predicted model, not a curated record. Gene Ontology annotation, cellular component: mitochondrion. Gene Ontology annotation, biological process: fatty acid biosynthetic process. Gene Ontology annotation, molecular function: 3-oxoacyl-[acyl-carrier-protein] synthase activity.
AUUAUUUUUAACUCCCAAUAAACAAUAUUUGUUGUGUGGUUGCUAUUUUAGUUUGUUUUAGGCUAAAUCUAAGAGAAGGUUCAGGCACAAAAAGCUGGCAUUUUCUAGGGCAGAUCCAAAGAUUACUCAAAACAAACCCUGCAUGGACAGUUACUUGGGCUGUCCAGAGCUUAAGUUCAUACUGUGUAACGAAAGUUAGAGCUCCAUCAGGGGAAGACGAUGUCCAUCUGGACUACAGUCCGGGCGAUAGUUCAGCCGGGCAGGGCUUUCCUUCGAAAUGCCCACAUUUGUCCAAAGGGAGUUAGGCUCAGCAGCGGGAGCGGACAGUCGCACAGGCGGAGGGUUGUGGUUACGGGCCUUGGGCUGGUUUGCCCUCUAGGCACCGGCUGCAAUCUGCCCUGGGAGUGUCUGAUCCAAGGUCGGAGCGGGAUUGUGGCUCUGGAGUCUGAGGACUACCGGGGCCUCCCCUGCAGGGUGGCAGCUCUGGUGCCUAGAGGCGCUGAUGAGGGCCAGUUUAAGGGGGACCGGUUCGUCUCUCGGGGGGAAAUCAGCAACAUGUCUGCAGCUACUGUGAUGGCCCUGGGAGCAGCACAGCUGGCUCUGGAGGACGCAGCCUGGUUCCCUGAAAGCCUGGAGGAGCAGCUCAGCACGGGGGUUGCAGUUGGCAUGGGUAUGGUGUCACUGGACGAUAUUGCCAGCACCUCUGCUGCCUUCCAGGAGAGGGGCUACAAGAAAGUGAGCCCCUUCUUUGUUCCCCGCAUCCUUGUUAACAUGGCAGCUGGGCACAUCAGCAUCAAGCACAAACUGAAGGGACCCAACCAUGCUGUAUCCACAGCGUGCACCACAGGAGCUCAUGCCGUUGGUGAUGCAGCCAGAUUCAUUGCUCAUGGAGAUGCAGUUGCUAUGGUUACGGGGGGGACGGAAUCCUGUGUCGGGCCUCUCUCCAUAGCAGGCUUUGCUAGAGCCCGAGCACUUGCCACCAAGUGGAACGACAGACCAACACUGGCCUCAAGGCCCUUCCACCCAGAAAGAGAGGGCUUUGUGAUGGGGGAGGGAGCAGCGGUGCUCCUGCUGGAGGAGCUGGAGCACGCUGUGAAGAGAGGAGCAAGGAUCUAUGCAGAGAUCCUGGGCUACGGGCUCUCAGGGGAUGCCAGUCACAUAACAGCCCCUUCUGCAGAUGGAGAUGGAGCUUUCAGGUGCAUGUCCGCGGCGCUCAAAGAUGCAGGCAUCUCCCCGGCAGACGUCACAUACAUCAACGCUCACGCCACCUCCACGCCUUUGGGGGAUGCUGCCGAAAACACUGCCAUCAAGAGGCUCUUCUGUGAAACCACAGAGACUCUGGCUGUGUCAUCCACCAAGGGAGCCACCGGGCAUCUGCUGGGAGCUGCUGGCGCCCUGGAGGCUGCCUUUACCGCUCUAGCCUGCUACCACGGAGUGCUGCCCCCAACCCUAAACCUGGACCGCACAGAGCCAGAGUUUAGCCUCAAUUAUGUCGCCUGCAAGGCGGAGCCGUGGCGGACUCUGGGCCGCCGGGUGGCUCUUACCAACUCGUUUGGAUUUGGCGGCACCAACGCCUCACUGUGUCUAAGCAGCAUGUGAUCUCCCUCUGUGACCCGCAUCCCGGAGUGACUAACGGUCUCUAAAACUGUUCUCAGGAUUUCCUCAGUGAGCUCAAGCUGUGAUGUUACUGAUUGAAAAGGAUCAGAUCAUUUGUUUCACUGAUCUCUUUCUCAUGAUUUCUCAUGAUAAUUUUAUAAAUAUCUGCACCCUUUUUGACUUUAGUUGCCAUGUCCAUCUCAUAGUGACUUCACUGAUUUAGAGUGCACUGCACUUCAAUUUUUACCUGAGCUAAAAUGUUCAGGGAAAAAAAACUGCAACUGCCAUUGUUCAGGUGUUUUUGAGGAGCGGUGGGGACAAAAUGACAAUACUUUUCUCUGCAUAAAAAAAAGAAACUCUUUAAAAACAUCAGUGAUGUUGAGUCCAUCCUCUUUAAGGUGAUGUUCCUACUGUUUAGAUCACAUAAGCUUGCUCACUUCUACAAACUCUAAUUCAAGAUUCUGAAAACAUGACGUUUGUGAGAAUUAUUCAAUUCAGCUGAAACAUUUGAUGCAGAAAGUAAUUUUUAACACCCGAAUAAUUCUCUUAAUUUUUAUUAAAUUAUUGACAGAAGUCUAGUUAUCUUGACUGGCUCCUCUUGAUGUGGAGGAGCAGUGUUCUGCAGCGCUACAGGACAGUAGUGGCUGACCAUGGUUGGAUUUCCCUCCAGGCUGUUUAUGCCAUCAUUUCACUAAACCCGAAAACACUCUGAGGUACAGGGAGCGAUUUAACAGCCUUUGACUACAUUUUAUUAGCUCAACACCCCACCCCACCCCCACCCCCCUUACAGCCAACUCUACUCCCUAGCCUAGUGCCUAUAAAAGGAGUAGAUGCUGUUUCGGAUGGCUGACACUUGCAUUUGUGUGUAUUUCUGAAGUCUCCAUUUAGAUUUAAUAUCCAUUCUUCUUUCUUGUCUGAAUUCAUUUCCCACAGAAAAUCUAAAUCCACCUUUUCCUCUGUUCUCUGAACAUGAGAUAUGUUGUGAAUGUCACCUGUUGACCUGCAUUUCUUUGUGUAGUGCUCCCCCUUGUGGUGCUUUUGGCACUAUGCAUUCUGUCUGGUUGUUUGACAUGCUUCUUUUGCUGCUCACAUCUGUAUCACUCAGUCAGCUUUCAAUCUGGUUUAUUUUUCACUCUUUUGUUUACCUUUGUACACUUUCUUUUGCAUGAUUAGACAGUUGUACUAGUAGCAUCAGUAGCUGGAUGGUCAGUCUGUUGUGGGCUAUGGUAGAUAACUCCCAAAAGGAGUAGGUGGGCCAACAGGCUAGGUCCACUAGUAGGUAUCCAGAGAGCCACUUUGUGUCAGUUUGCUCUUAAAGAUAGGCUGGAGAAAAAGCUGAGCUUGUCUGCUCUAACGUGGAAGUCUGUGCUCUGUAGCCAUAACCUGUGCAAAUGGAGAGCUGAUUAGUUAAAAAAAAAAGUUUGCUCACAUCAGUCCAUGUUUAACAACUCCAUCCCACUUCUUAGCUCCAUCCUGCAAACCCUCUGGAUACUUCUCCAUGCUCCCCAACCACACCAUCACUCUCUCCUGUGGAAAUGAGUUUGUUCUUCAAAUAACUAAAGGUGAACUUCAGAUGAAACCCCUAAUAGUCAGAGUGAAGCAAGGGAUGGGCGAUGUAUCGGUGCCAGCCGAUAAUUGCAUAUCUUCUCACUCUUUCGGCUUUUCCCAUCAGGGGUCGCCACAGCGAAACAACCUCUCCUUCGAGGACGAGUCGCAUGGUUAACUUGGCAAUGUUUUACCCCGGAUGCCCUUCCUGACGCAACCCUCUCAAUAUAACUGGGUUUGGGACCGGCACAGAAGCAGAGAAUGGAACAGGGAGCAGCCCGGAUUCAAACCCUGGUUUCACGGACGGAAGGCACCGCAAACCAGCACGAGCUAAACUGGCUCCCAAAACAGCCAAUAAUUGCAUAUAUGGGUAUUAAAAAAGCUACUGAUAUUCUUCUGAUUGUUUUCAGAACCAUUUUUUUUAAAUGUAUACUUGUUUCUAAUAGAUUGGGAAGCUUAUGUUUACAUUCAUUGUCAGUGCUUGACUGUUUUCAGGUAAAUGUUAUUUUGGAUAGGGAAACAUGUUGUUCCUAAUAGAUCCCUGGCAAUGGGGAGCUUAUGGUUCACAGUUAUGUCCAAUAUUCAAUAAAUGGUCUGAAUGCUUUCAGAUAUAUUUAUAUGAAGGUUUUGAAGUGAUAUUUGUACCUAUGAACAUCCUUUGCUGUAUGUUAAAAAAGGUCAAGUACAAUAUGAUUGUCCAGUAAAAGAAAAGUUGUGCAUUUCUAAUAAAGAAACAAAAAGGACUUUG